This is a messenger RNA of Engraulis encrasicolus (European anchovy), 948 nucleotides long. RefSeq lists its product as uncharacterized. The record is from RefSeq and is a predicted model, not a curated record. NCBI's taxonomy places the organism in Eukaryota, Metazoa, Chordata, Actinopteri, Clupeiformes, Engraulidae. The transcript has 3 exons. The annotation marks the transcript as partial.
AUGAACGGGAAUGGGAGUCUCUGGGUGAACGGCACGCAGGCCUCCGUGAACGGGAAUGGGAGUCUCUGGUCGAGCAGCAGCACCCAGACCUCCAUGAACGGGAGUCUGAGCGGCACCCAGGCCCCCUCCUCCAUCCUCUUCCUCCCCAACCAGACGACCACACAGGGGGGCCUGGUGGUAACUCAGGAGGGCCUGGACCUGGACACCAGCACCUCCACCCACGAGUUAAAGGUGUUCAACAUCACCCUGACCGGUCUGGCACUGUUCAUCCUCACAGUCACCGGAGUUCUCUACAGCAUCUCAUUGGUCCGACGCAGAAGGCAGUCCAAGCAGGCGCGCAUCUACGAGAGCGCAGUGGGGAGCUUCGAGACACCUUCCUCCACCCUUCCCAUCACCGGCCUGUCUGGAGCAGAAGAACAGUCAUCGUCACAUUCGCCGUCGCCAUCGCUGGUGGAGGAGGGCGACUCCUCCGCCUCGUCCGGCCCGGCUCUGGGCCUGGGCCUGGGGUCAGGGCUUGGACUCCUCCUGAGGAGGUCGUUGCGCAGCAGCCUCCGGCGCCACAGCCCGCUGCUCUCCUCGCUCCUCCUCCGCAGCAGCAGCAGGCGGGGGGAGGCAGGGGCGUCCAGGGACAACUCCAGGAUCUACUACAUCUACUCCAACCCUCUCCCCGUGGGCAAGGAGGACGAAGAAGAGGAAGAGGAGGAGGAGGACAGGGAGAGAGGGAUGGAGGAGGAGGAGGAGAGAGAGAGGAGGGCUGUGGUGGUGAGCUAUGGUGGUGGCGGUGGUGUGGAUGAGAGGAGAGGAAUGGUGGAGGAGGUGGAGGAGGAAUGGCAGAGAUGGAUGGGGGUGGGGAGAGAGACGGGAGAGACUGCUGCAGUGAGCCAUCGUGAUGGCCCUGGUGGUGUGGAGGUGUGGAGUGUGGAGGUUAGGAGAGAAGAGGAAGAGGAA